Molecule: messenger RNA, 1729 nt
Organism: Sabethes cyaneus
Lineage: Eukaryota; Metazoa; Arthropoda; Insecta; Diptera; Culicidae
Gene: inaD
Product: inactivation-no-after-potential D protein
Exons: 13
Coding region: 1-1632 (543 amino acids)
Molecular function (GO): protein binding
Source: RefSeq, a predicted model, not a curated record
AUGAAUAUAACAAAUUCUCAGCAAAACGAUGUUAUUCAAUGUCCUUCCGUAAACAAUAAUCAAAUUUCUGAAAAAUCAAAAACUGAUACAGAUUUUCAUCGUAGCCCAACAAUAGAUUCGGACCAUUCUUCAGAUGACGAGGACGAACGUACUUUAGAAGGCAAAACAUACACCAAAGUAGGAGUUGAGAUUGACCGAGCAUCCGCUGGCAACUUGAAAAGAUCUAAAGAGGAAAUUUCACUGGAUACCGAAGAAGAGGAUUGUUUCGGCUAUACUACUAAUAAAAUAAAGAAACGCUACGGGGCGCUUGGCCGUGUGGAAUGCUAUACUAUCGAGCGCAGCGGAAAUUCUAAUUUAGGCUUGUCACUAGCUGGACAUCGAGAUAGAACAAAGUUGGCAUGCUUUAUUGCUGGAAUUAAUCCCAAAGGAUUAGUAUCCUCGUCAUCAUUUGAAGUUGGGGAUGAAAUACUCGAGGUUAAUGGUCUUGUACUACAAGGACGAUCUCAUCUGAAUGUACCGGUUAUAAUAAGAAACAUCGUGGGAUCGACUUUGAAGUUUAUUAUUCUAAGGAGCAAAGAGGCAGCUGACGUCCUUGCUGUUAAACCAGUCACACAAUUUCCAGUUCAAGCGGAUGAUGAGGAUGACAUAUUUUCUACAUUUAACAACGUCAGAAUGGUAUCGAUCAAGAAGGGCCCUGCGGGCUUAGGUAUAAUGAUUAUUGAAGGAAAACAUGCCGAAGCUGGACAAGGCAUCUUUGUAUCAGAUAUACAAGAAGGAUCGAUGGCAGACAAGGCAGGGCUGAAUAUAGGAGAGAUGAUAUUGGCCGUAAAUCGAGAUUCAUUACUUGGAUGCAGUUAUGAAACUGCGGCAUCACUGCUUAAAAAAGCUGAGGGAGUAGUUGCAUUAAAGAUAUGCAAUCCAAACAAAUCGAAAGAUUCAAAUGAAUCCAAAAACAAACUGGAUGAAAAUUCUUCAAAGACAGACAAAAACACAGUAAAAGAUGUUUGCGCAACACCGAAACCUCAAGCUUCACCUGCUAAAGAAAUUGUCGAUCCAUCAAAAGCUGAAAUAGUAGUAAACGAAAAUACAACUAUUGAAAUUAAUACUGAUAAAAAUUCGCUAGGUAUAACAACAGCAGGAGGAUGUGAUACAAAUACUACGGCAAUUGUGAUCAUUGACAUCAUACCAAAUUGUGCAGCACAUAAAGAUAAACGACUGCAGGUGUUCGAUCAAAUACUCGAUUUAAAUGGAACCAAAAUUACCACCGAUUUGACAGAACAAAUAAUACAAAAAAUGAUAAAACAACUAACUCAGAAGACACGCCUAACAGUAUAUAGACCAAACAGUGACGAGGCAGAAACUCUAGAAGUGGAUAUGUUACGAAAACCUGGAAAACAUUUAGGCAUUGGAUUUAGAGCAAAUCAUCCCAAAGGAAUCAUUAUUACUGAUAUGCUCCCAGCAGGAGUCGCCGAAAAUGACGGAAAGUUGAAAAGAGGUGACAUUGUAACUCGUUUAAACAACGAAUCCUUAGUCGAUAUGUCAUAUGAAGAUUGCAGUACAUUAUUUAAAACCUGCUAUGGUAAAAUAUCGUUGACGAUUGUUCGACCAAAUCCGAAAAAACGGUCGCUUUAACGGUUAAAUGCUGCCGUGUAGUAUAUUUUAUAACUAAAUAAAAUGCGCAUCGAUAUUAGAUUGAAUGUGUAACUUCUCAUCAUUGUAAUUAUGUCAU